Molecule: messenger RNA, 4421 nt
Organism: Syngnathus typhle (broad-nosed pipefish)
Lineage: Eukaryota; Metazoa; Chordata; Actinopteri; Syngnathiformes; Syngnathidae
Gene: kif15
Product: kinesin family member 15
Exons: 35
Coding region: 133-4260 (1375 amino acids)
Biological process (GO): microtubule-based movement
Molecular function (GO): microtubule motor activity; microtubule binding; ATP binding
Source: RefSeq, a predicted model, not a curated record
AGAAAAGCAGGAAACCCAAGAGUGUCACCCGCCAAAUUUGAUACUAAACAAACUCGGCCCCCAUUUAAUCCGACAAACGAUGAAGAAUUUGGACUUUUCCACAUAACAGCGGAUUGUUCAAGAACGUCAACAAUGAAUGUAAUUGGAAAGGGAUGUGGCGAUUUAAACCAGUUUGCUGGCAGUGGUGAUAGCGAUUCAAUCAAAGUCUUCGUCCGAGUACGACCGCUCACCAAGGGCACGGGACUAACCACGGAUGGCGAUCAGAGCUUGUGUCUCAAAGUCACCUCACACAACACCUUACGUCUGCUUGCCAAACCGGAGCCGAGAACCUUCACUUACGAUCAUGUUGCUGACAUGGACACAUCACAGGACUCCGUUUUCUCUUCUGUGGCCAAGAAUAUUGUGGAGUCUUGCAUGAAUGGAUACAAUGGAACCAUUUUUGCCUACGGCCAAACUGGAUCAGGAAAAACGUUCACAAUGCUAGGACCUUCUGAGUUGGACAACUUUACAGAUGAACUUCGGGGUGUUAUUCCUCGCAGUUUCGAGUACCUGUUCUUUCUCAUCAACAGAGAAGUGUCUCGGUCCAAAACCUUUCUUUGCAAAUGUUCAUUCAUCGAGAUUUACAAUGAACAAAUCUUUGACCUCCUGGACACGGCCUCCGCCAGCCUCUUUGUCAGAGAGAACAUCAAGAAGGGUGUGUUUGUAGAGGGGGCGGUGGAGAAGUUUGUCAGCUCUGCUGCUGAAGCGUACCAGGUGUUGUCUCGAGGCUGGCGUAAUCGCAGAGUUGCCUCCACUUCCAUGAACCGCGAAUCUUCCAGAUCUCAUGCUGUGUUCACCAUGACUCUGGAGUCCAAGGAAUCCAUCAAUGAGGUGGUGAACAUUCGAAUGUCUCAGCUGAACCUGGUUGAUCUGGCUGGCUCGGAGAGGCAGAGAGACACACACACCGAAGGCUCCAGGCUCAAGGAGGCCAGCAGUAUCAAUCGCUCCCUCAUGUGCCUUGGUCAGGUGAUCAUGGCUUUGGUCGAUGUGUCCAAUGGGAAGAACCGCCAUAUUUGUUAUAGAGAUUCCAAACUAACCUUCCUGCUACGGGACUCUCUUGGGGGAAACGCAAAGACUUACAUCAUAGCCAAUGUUCACCCUGGAUCUAAAUGUUUUGGUGAGACAUUAUCCACGUUACAGUUUGCCCAGAGAGCAAAGCUGAUCAAAAACAAGGCUAUUGUCAAUGAAGACACGCAAGGAAAUGUGAAACAGCUUCAGGCGGAGCUGAAGAAACUGAAGGAGCAGCUUGUGCAGGCUCUCUCGUCUCAGCAAGUGGAUUUUGUAAAAGAUGUGGCGCCAGGAGGACCAGGGCUCCCCAUCUCAAAGCCGUCCAUGCAUACCGAACUUGUCUCCUUGUACAAAGCCAAGUUCAUGGCUGCUGUCCGUUUGUGGAAAAAAGGAGAGGAAGAGAAGACGGUUCUGCUGAAAAAGGCAUCUCAGCUGGAGCAGGCUUGGACUCAGAAGGACAAGUUCAUCCACUCCAGUCGCCUGAUCAUCAAAUUCCGGGAGGAUCAUAUCAGUCGCCUGGAGAAAAAACUCAAGGCGGAAUGUGGCAUGCUUGCUGAUGUGGAGUCGCAGGUUCUCAUUGACCAGCUAAAAGAAGAGAUUAGUGUAUUACGAGAGCAGAUUGAACAUCACCCCAAGAUGACUCGCUAUGCAGCAGAGAACUACAGCCUCAGAGAGGAGAAUCGUCAGCUUCGUUCCCUUGAGUCCGUGAUGAAAGCCGAAGAGGAAGCAGCACAAGUUACGCAAGAGCUCGAAGAAGAUUUCCAAAGGGCCGUCGAGGCGGAGAAGAAUGCCGAAACUCUAGGCGGUGCUUCAACUUCCUUGGCUACAAAUGCGCUUGGUACAGCUGCAGUGGAGAAGCUGAAAGCUCAGAUGCUUCAGAAACAAUCUGACCUCACAGCGGUUUUGCACGCUUUUGAGGAGUACAAGGAAAUCACAAAGAAGCAGAUGUCUCAGUUGGAGUCGGACAAACGCUACCUUGAGAAGUCUAACAGGCAUCUGGAGAACAUCUUGGAAGCCACAAAUGCCUACAAAAAACAAGAAGUCUCCGAAUUGAACAGAAUUCAUGUUGAAACUUUAAAGAUUCUGACAACACCCACCAAAGCAUACAACUUGCGCUCCUGUCUCGUACCACUGUCCAGCCCAGAACACUUGAAUGGUAGCAUCAACAAUGUCGAUGAUCAUUUGGCCGAGUCACCCCGUUCAGAAACGACGGAGAUGGCCUUGACUGAAGAAUUGCGUCAAGUCCAGGAGCAAGCGAGUCAGGUUCGGUCCCAGCUGGGGGAGGAGGAGCUCAAAAACAGCAAGCUGAUGCAGCAAAUUGUGAAACUCGAAGAGCAGAUUCACGUCAUGUCACAGGAGUGUGGAGAAAAGGAGGAGCAACUGUCAGCUGAGCGCGCUAGCAAGAAAAGUGAUCAUCUCAAACUCCAGGAGACAAUCACCAGCCUUCAACAAAAGUAUCAGCGUGAACAGGAAACUGCAGAAGUAUUGAGAAGUGAGAUUCAGGACCUGAGGUUGGUGCUUCAGUCGUCUGACAAGGAGCUGGCCGCUGUGAAGGUGGAGCUAAGAGACAAGCAAAAUAUACAGCAGAAAGAGACAAGCCAGCUCUCCAGCAGUCUGAUCACCACGCAGCUCCAACUCGACAAAGUCCAGCUGGAUUGGGAGGAGCUUCUGGAGCAGCAUCGCACUCUGCGGGAUUCUUUUGAGCAGCUGCAAGCCGAGGCAAAGUUUGAGGCUGAUCUAGCGAGACAGCAGAUGCAGGACGGGCAGCAGGAGAUCAGCAAACUGAGGGCUCACGUUGCCGAAUUAAACAACUCUCUCGAAACAGAGCAAGAGAACACAAGCACCCUGACCUACCAGUUAAGAGAGAACAGAGAAAAUACAUCCAAAGAACUUAAUGAAACGGCUGAGGAGAACACACGACUGAGCAAGCAAGUCUCAGACAUGACUGUUCAAAUCCAUCAGCGGGUCAUCAAACUUGAUCAUCUUGAGCAAAAGCUGCGCACUGCCGAUGAAACCAUAAAAGGCCUGGAGCAGAAGGUUGAACAGGACAAAGAUGUUGUUCUGGAUCUGAUCAACCAAACCAGAGACCUCCGCAGUGAGCUUAAUCAUAAGGAACAAAGCAUUGCACAUCUGUCGGGAGACAUCAGCGAUAUCACUGCUAAGUGCAACGCUGCCUGCUUGGAAAAGAAAGACGUCGCGGAGCAAAAUACCAAUUUGCAAGCAGAAAUCACAGAACUGAAAGAAUCUUUAGAGAGAAGUCAAGCAUCUAGUAAGAUUGAGGUCGAAGUACUGCAGGAUGAAAUCGCUUACGCAAAUGAGGAGGUUGAUAGACUUGCAAAGGUUUUAGAUGAGCACAACAACCUCCUUCAAGCUGCUCAAGAGCAAGCCGCUCAGAAAGACAUUGUGAUCCAGAAUCUCCAGCAGAAGGUGCAACAGCAGCACGAAGCUGUGGAAAAAACAAUAAGAAAUGAAGCUCUCAAACAUGGCGAGUCAACUUGCACUCCCAAAGCAAUACCAAAGACCCCCAGCACCCCGGGAAGUUUUAACCGGGACCUGACCCAGAUUCUCGAGAGCCAGGAGAGGGAACUGGAGAAUCGACGGUCUUCUAUGAUGACCAUGGAAAUUCUCUUGGCUGAGCUUAAUGCUGAAAGAGCUGCCAAGAAUGAGGAGAUCCAACGGCUCAAGACCCAGCUGACGGAAAAAGAGUUGGUCCGCAUGGAGAUUCAGGGCUUGCUCGACCAGUUUUAUACCAAAAAACCUCAGGGUGGAAAUACAAACAGUGAGGAGCUCAUUGAUGGCAUCAAGCAGUCUCUUCUUAAAGAUCUGCAAGAAGAACGAGAAAAGAAGGAAAAAGUGAUGCAAAGGCUUUCUGACACGCAAAAAAAGAUGCAAGCCCAGGAUUCCAUGUUGGCCCAGUCUCAGACUUGUGUCCAGGAGUUGACCGCAGAACUGAGAAACCGUUGCCUUGAACUGAGAGAGCUGAGCCAAAGGGUACAGGAUGAGGACAAGCUCCUCAAGGAGAAUGAGGUUCUCCGUAAACAGAAUGUUCAGCUGUCUGAGGAGAAUGGAAAACUGGUGGGACACAAGAACCACAAACAGAGGAUUGAAUACUUGGUCAAGUUAAAGAAGGACAACACCAGACUACAGGCGGAAAACGAAAAGCUUCGAUCCGAGGUGAGCUUAAUGCAAGACAACAAUGGACCUUUGCUGUGAUGUUGCCAAUACAUGACUGUAACAAUUUUCAGUGGACAGUUCUCAAAUCUUUUUUUAAAUAGUAUUUUUUUAUGUUUUAGAUUUUUGUCAAUUUGAUAGUAACAUUGACAUCAUUUGGGCAUUAUGCACGUUAAAGUGAAAUAAAACAUAAUUCUAUUUUA